This is a messenger RNA of Chlamydomonas reinhardtii, 2281 nucleotides long. RefSeq lists its product as uncharacterized. The transcript is spliced from 6 exons. Gene Ontology annotation, cellular component: ribonucleoprotein complex; cytoplasm; nucleus. Bases 80 to 964 code for a protein of 294 amino acids. The record is from RefSeq and is a predicted model, not a curated record. Lineage: Eukaryota; Viridiplantae; Chlorophyta; Chlorophyceae; Chlamydomonadales; Chlamydomonadaceae. Gene Ontology annotation, molecular function: mRNA binding.
UUGAACCCAAAUUCACUGCGCCUAUUAAGCUCGAGGGAAGGGCACGUCAGUUUCGCACUCUCGUGACUAGGGCAGAACCAUGUAUGGUGGCGGUGGCGACCGCGGUGGCGACCGCGGUGGUGGCGGUGGCCGCUACGGUGGAGGUGGAGGUGGAGGUGGCGGUGGCGACCGUUAUGGUGGCCGUGCCAUCUUCGUGGGCAACCUGCCCUACGAUGUGCGCGAGAAGGAGCUUGAUGAGAUUUUCUACAAGUUCGGCCGCAUUCGCAUGAUUGAUAUCAAGAAGCCUGCUCGCCCGCCGGGCUUCGCGUUUGUCGAGUUCGAGGACCCCCGGUCUGCCGAGGAGGCCGCCCGCCGCCGCAACAACUACGAGUUUGCGGGCAUGCGCAUGCGUGUGGAGAUUGCCCGCGGUGGCGAGGCCGCCGGCGCGCAGCAGCCGCUGCGCAUCGGCUACCGCCCCAUCCGCAACACCAUGGGCUUCCGCCUGUACGUGAAGAACCUGCCCCGCUCCGCCAGCUGGCAGGACCUCAAGGACUUUGUCCGCCGCGUGUGCAAGCCGCUGUACACGGAGGUGUUCAAGGACAACCGCGACAACGUGGUCGGCGUGGUGGAGUUCGAGAGCAAGGAGGACAUGAAGGCCACCGUCCGCAAGCUGGACGACACCGAGUUCGCCAACCCCUUCGACAAGGGCCACUACGUGCGCCUGACCGAGGACCUGGAGGAGCGAGGCCGCUCCCGCUCCCGCAGCCGCUCCCGCUCCCGCGGCCGCGAGCGGGACCGCGCCCGCGACCGCUCCCGCAGCAGACUAAGUGCAGGGCGCUGGUGCCUGGGUCUGGCUGCUUUGGCGCUGGGUCCAGCGCUGGUGCUGGUGCUGGCUCACGCUGGGCGGAGUGGCUUGGGCCGGCGGUCAUUGGCUACGCAAGUGAAGCUGUAUAGGAGCCUGGGCUGCAUUGGCGCUGUGACUUAGGGACGUGCUGCUGGCUGGGCGUCAGCUGGUGGCGGGACUGCACUGGUCAGCAGCGCAAGCGGUGGAGCGAAUAUCCGGAAGCGUGAGGACCCCUGAACGCGUCAGUACCGACAGCAGACCAACAAGCGCUGGCGCUCGCUGGCCUGCUGCUCUGGGCUCUAGGCGCCGCAACGGCGACCCGCGGCAAGAAAGCGCGAGGAGAUGUCGACAGCUGGCGUGUCAGAGAAACAUGCCCCUACAGUACAGCCUAGCUUGGAGACUGGACCUGGUGCUUUGCUAGGAAGGCCUACCAGCUGGCGCGCUGGCGGCUGGCGUGGGCGCGAGGAAGUGGCAGCUGCGGGCGGAGCUGUGAGCGUGCUGGGCUCUGGUUGUGGAAGCGAUGGCUGGCUGGAGGAGACGUAGCGGCGCGUGCCUGGUGCUGACGGUGGUGCUGGCGAGCGGAGGAGCAGUGCGAGUGUGCUGCUGGUGCAUCGCCGCUUCGCGGGCUGCGCGAGGUGCCGGCCUGAUGGCGGAGGAAGCUGCCGGCGUGCUGGCGCCGGCCAUGGACUCCUGCGCCCGGCCGGGCUUGCUCCCUCGCCACUGCGUUGCGCAUUUUGCUUGUUCUGACCGGACUCCUCCUGGGGAUCCCCCCGCCUCCUGUGUGCCCUCCUUCCCUCCCUUCCUACCUGCCCCUUCCCCUUUUGCACAGGUCCCGCUCCAAGUCGCGCUCGCGCUCCCGCUCGCGCAGCCCCAAGCGCGACAGCAAGAGCCGCUCGCGCUCCCGCAGCCCCGCUGCCGAGGGCGGCGCCAAGUCCAAGUCGAGGUCCCGCUCCCGCACCCGGUCUCGCUCGCGCUCUAAGUCGCGCUCCAAGUCGCGCUCUCGCAGCCCCCCGCCCGCCGACAACGGCAAGGAGGAGCGCAAGGAGGGCGACGCCCCGGCCGACGACUGAGCGCCGCCGGGUGGUGCGAUGGCCACGGAUGAGGUGGCCGGCAGUGCGGUGGCCUAGUAAGUGCAGUUCGGUUGGCCGCAGCUGCCACAGGGCCACAACUGUUGGGGCUACUAGGCUGCGCUUCUGUGUGGUAACCAGCUGCGGUGGUUAUGGUGCGGCGCAAGUGAUGGCGCCACGUUCGGGAACGGGUCAUUUCGGGAGCCCGGCAUGGGAGCCCGGUGGCCACAAACGCCUGUUCUGUGCUGCACAUGUGUCGUGGCACACUUAUUGAUGAUAAUGUUGUUGGUAAUGGUUGCGUUGACCCUAAACUUAGAUGAAAAUAGAACGUUAACUGGCCCCUGAUGGACAUGUCUGGCUGGUGAGGUUGACUCUGUAACGCAGUGCCGGA